Aedes albopictus (Asian tiger mosquito) is the source of this 1208-nucleotide messenger RNA. It is a transcript of the gene l(3)73Ah, whose product is annotated as polycomb group RING finger protein 3. Gene Ontology annotation, biological process: regulation of transcription by RNA polymerase II. The transcript has 4 exons. NCBI's taxonomy places the organism in Eukaryota, Metazoa, Arthropoda, Insecta, Diptera, Culicidae. The record is from RefSeq and is a predicted model, not a curated record. Gene Ontology annotation, cellular component: PRC1 complex. The coding region runs from base 155 to 826 and encodes 223 amino acids.
ACCGACGACGGCGACGGGACGGACGACCACAGAAAGUAGAAAAAGUGACCGAGUCAUAAUAAGUAUGGAAUAUUUCGCUAAAUAUUAGGUGUAUUUUACAGAAUUAUAAGCUAGGAAUUGUGAAUUUCGCUGCGUCUUGGCAUCGCGCGCGGCCAUGGAGAGACGGAUUAAACUGAAAACGCUGAACAAACACAUAACAUGCGAAAUUUGCAAAGGCUACUUCAUUGAUGCAACAACUGUCACUGAAUGUCUUCAUACGUUUUGCAAAAGUUGCCUGGUGAAACACUUGGAGGAAAAUAACACUUGUCCAACCUGCCAAAAUGUCAUCCAUCAGUCCCAUCCGCUGCAGUAUAUCAGCUUCGACCGCACAAUGCAGGAUAUUGUCUACAAGUUGGUGCCGAACCUGAUGGAAGAUGAAAUGCGGAGGGAGCGUGAGUUCUACAAGUCCCGCAACCUGCCCUGCCCGAAGGACAUGCCCCAGCAGCAGCAGGACAGCGACGACAAGGCAAACGAACAGGCCCACCAGGAGGCGGACUACCACCGGCAGGACGAGCAGGUUAACGUGUGCCUUGACUGCAUUAGCAACAACCUGCGGCACCUGAAGCGGCGCUUCAUCCGCUGCAGCUCCCAGGCAACUAUCACGCAUUUGAAGAAAUUCCUAGCCAAGAAGGUGCUCAACGGUAUCGAACGAUACAAAGAUAUCGAUAUAUUGUGCAAUGAUGAACUGCUGGGCAAAGAUCACACGCUGAAAUUCGUCUACGUGACGAGGUGGCGUUUCAAAGACCCACCACUAAGACUCCAGUAUCGGCCCCGAGUGGAUAUAUAAAUUUAUUAUUUCUGUAAUUCGUUUAAGCAAGUUAAACCAAUUUUAUAGCAGAGAAAUAGUUUAAGUGAUCAUUUUCACAACUCCUUAUCAUUUUUGUUUUCGAAUGAAAAACAACAGUAACCAGAUGCAACCGGUCUGAUGUCCAUACUUUUUUAUUUUUCGGAGUUUAAUAUUUUAUGCUCUUCAUUUACGGGCCAAGAGAAGGCGAUUUCUUACAAAGAUAAUCAUUCUUUUGAACGGGUUGCAUCCAAUCCACAAAUGAAAUCGGUUUUAUUCAAAAUGAAACAGCAGAUCUUCAGAGAGUGUUUUGUAAUCAAUAAGCAGAGAAAGAGAUUGAGAUUUAUGAUGUAUAACGUAGAAUAAAAAAGGAAGAUACUUAUUA